UUCUCGUUCGUUGUUUUUCUUUCGUAGUCCCCUAAACUCCAACAGAGAAUCGAAAAUACUAGUAGUGAAAUCAGAAUUUGGGCUAGGGGUUUUAUUGUAGAUUGAGAGAACAUGAUGAAAUCGAUGCUGUCGAGAGAGACAAAGAAAAAGAAGAGAUGAAUGUGAAUGAUGGGUUUGAAUCAAAUCGAGUUAAAUAUAGGGUUUGAUGGGUUUUUCUUGAAACUGUGCACCUACUGCUGAUGAAGUUGAAUCGAGAAGAUGGGUAUUGUUUCUGCUACUGUAAUUGAAGUUGGUGAUAGUUUGAAUUAGUCGUUGUUGCUGAUGAUAUUGACGAUGUGAACUAGACGAAAUUGAAGUUAGGGUAUUGCUGUAUGGUGAAGAAAUUGAACCAAGAAUGGGUAAUUAGUUUGAAUUAACCGUUGCUGCUGCUGGUACUAUCUUCACCUGCAGCUCUCAAUCGACUGAAAUACCACCAUUACUACCAAUUUCAUCUUCUCUGACUUCUUCUACAAAUCGAGAUCAAUUGAGACUGCUGCCGAGCUGUUGUCAUGUGUUUCUGAGCAAUCUAAAGAAGAGGGAUAAACAAGAGUUCAUGAGAUUAUUAAAAUGAAGCUGUGGUGUAUCACCGUUGAAUUGAAGCCGCUUUUGUAAAUCUGAGAAGGAGGUCGGUAGAUGGAUGAAUUUGAAGAGGAAAUCAUAGAUGGGAUUGCAUUUGGUUUCAAGUGGUAACAAGCGGAUUUGGGUUUUGAAAUUGAGUUCGAAUUAUUGAGAAGAUCUGAUUUGUGUUGAUCAAGAACAACAAAGGAAGAACGUUGAACUUGAUUUAUGGUUCAAUUGAUAUGAAUUUGAAGGAUUAGAAGAACAGCAAGAAACUAGGGUUUCAGUUGGGGGUUUUAGGUUUGACAGAAGUUCAGAGAUAGUGAGAUGAACUGUUUGAGCUCAGCUGAAGGUGGAGACUAUUCGGAACUGGCAUUUCUGUUUGUUUGAGUGUGACUGGCAUGGAGUUGCACACGGUGCUGUGAAGGGUAUGAAGAUGGGUUCAGAAAUUAUAGCUUGAUGCUGUCUUGUUGAGAGAUGGGUUGAUGUUGUUGAAUGUGUUGAAGUUUCAGAUGGAUGCAGGAGCGUAGGAACUGGUGGUGAUGAUUUACAAGCUUUGGUGCUACUGAAGCAACAGAGGAUGCAGCUAGAAUGUGGUUCAGGUAUUGAUACUGUGUGAUGAAGUUGAGGCUGCAAAGUCAGUUGCAGUGAUAGUGAACUGAAAUGAAGCAUUAGAUGUAUGCUUAGGAACAUUACAGGGAAAGAUAUUGCAGGAAUGGAGAGUGUGAUGGUGUUUGAAGUUGUUAUGAUACUGCAAUACAAGAUGGAGUUGAUGGUGGUGCAGUGAAAUUCGACUUCAUCUGCAGCUGCUGAUAAUGGAGGAGAUGCAAAAGGUGGUGAAUGAAGUUACAGAGAUGGGUUCAACAGAUUUUAGGGGUUUGAGAAGAUUGACUGGAAUUGCUGGUCAUGUUGAGCUUUAAAUGAAGAAGAUGAGAUUGGAGCUGAAUAUUGCAGAUGGUGGUGGUGCUGAGAAUUGCAGGAUAUUGCACCUAAAAUCUGAACUGAUGAAUAUGCAGUAGAGAGUUUAGCUCAUCCAUGAGAAGAAAAUUGAAGCCCUGCUGAUGUGAUGGGGGAAGGAUUCAUCGGCAAAGAUAUGAGUUUUGAAAAUUCAGCCGGUUGGGCUAAAGCACAGGCAGUAGCUUUGAAGAAUAGUGCAAAUUUUACAGUUUUCUUCAGAUGCAGUUUCGACGGGUUUCAGGACACGCUGUAUGUCCACAAAGGAUACCAAUUUUACAGAGAGUGCGAUGUGUAUGGAACAGUUGACUUUAUUUUCGGGGACGCAGCUGUAGUAUUUCAGCGUUGUAAUUUAUACGCGAAGAGACCAGGCCCCACACAGCAAAAUGCAUUCACAGCCCAAGGGAGACAGCAUCCAAAUCACCACAGUGGUAUCUCAAUUCUCAAUUGCACUGUUACAGCAGCUCCUGAUCUGGUACCCGUGAAAACUCAAUUUAAGACAUUUCUUGGAAGACCGUGGAAAUUGUAUUCAAGAACCGUUUAUUUGAAUUCAGUCAUUGAUGAUGUUGUGGAUCCGCUUGGAUGGUUGGAAUGGAAUGCUACUUUUGCUCUAAGUACGCUUUACUAUGGUGAAUACAUGAAUAAUGGAACAGGAGCAGAUACCACUAAUAGGGUUAAGUGGCCAGGGUAUCGUGUAAUCAAUGAUUCUUCAGAAGCCAUGCAAUUCAGUGUAGCCUCACUGAUUGAUGGCACCAAUUGGUUACCUUCAACCAAUAUUCCAUUCUUUCCAGGUUUAAAUGCUAGUGAAGGUUAAGGUUGUUAUCCUGUUGUUUCUCUACUGUGAGUUAAGAGUGGAAAUGAAUAGUUCUGACUUUGAUUUCAAAUUGAGUUUAAUAAAGACUUGGGUUAGUGCUGCAUUAACAAAUGAAUGAUACUUGUAUGGAAAGAUUAGGGGAAGAAGAUGUUGCAGGAAUUAUUAAGAAAUGCUGUUUAUGGCCUCAAAUACGAAUUGGGAUCAGGUUUGAGUAAUUGAAGGCCAUUGUGAUAACCAUUAUAUUUUGGCUGCUUUAUUUUGUUCUGAAUAUGUAUCAUUUAUGUGCACAUUUCUUACUUACGUCACUAGCUCAUUCAAUCUUGUCCAAUACUGUUUGUUUCUGAUUUGAUCUCAUGUAUGCUAGAAUUUGCUUAUUGAUAA
This is a messenger RNA of Papaver somniferum (opium poppy), 2746 nucleotides long. RefSeq names its product pectinesterase-like. The record is from RefSeq and is a predicted model, not a curated record. NCBI's taxonomy places the organism in Eukaryota, Viridiplantae, Streptophyta, Magnoliopsida, Ranunculales, Papaveraceae. The transcript has 2 exons. Gene Ontology annotation, molecular function: pectinesterase activity; pectinesterase inhibitor activity. Gene Ontology annotation, biological process: cell wall modification. Bases 1664 to 2365 code for a protein of 233 amino acids.